This is a messenger RNA of Coregonus sp. 'balchen', 7842 nucleotides long. NCBI's taxonomy places the organism in Eukaryota, Metazoa, Chordata, Actinopteri, Salmoniformes, Salmonidae. The record is from the annotation of a GenBank genome assembly.
AUGAAUGGAGCCUGGCAGCGUGACUUGCAGUCAGCCCGUAUACUAAGUGGCUGGCACCGGGCUGCUCUCGUAGGAUGGCACUCCUCCUCAGUAAAUGGCUCCAUUAAGGUGACCAGAGCCAGCUGGAGGCCUGCUCUUAGCCCCGAGCCUGCCUCCUGCUACACAUUGAAUAGGUGGAGAGUGCCAUCUAGAUGUAUGCCAUGGAACAAACGUUUGUAUUCUUUUUAACACUCAUAAUGGUCAACGGUCCUCAGUGUCAAUGUGCCAAGUUUCAAGUUGUAGUUUAGAAUGCUUACAAAAACCUUCCAUCACGUUGCAAGGGAAAUGUAUAGCCUGCUGUCUAGGGUGAAUUCUGACUUUGCUUCUUUCAUCCUGUUAAAGAAAUUGCAUAGCAUGUCCUCAUUGUUAGACCAUGUUAUGGGUCAUCUUUGGUUGUCUACACCCCUGAUGAGGGCACAACUCAACCACACCAACAUCUUCUACGAUGGAUAUGAGUGACAAUCAUUUGUGUAUAACAGUUUUGCACCAAGAUACUGAAACUGAAAUAUCAGUGCACUCUAGUUUUCUAAUUUGUGUAAAUACAGGAAGUGUUCAUUUGCGGUAUUGGCUGUUAUUUCACUCACUGAACCUCCUUUUCACUCGCUGAAUUUACUAGCUAAUGGUGGAUUACCUCAAACUGUCAGUUUGUUUUCUGUGUAUAUGUAAAUGCAUACUGCAUAGCUGAUUAUGACUUUAUCAAAUUUUCCUGACAUCUAUACUUGUAGACUUCUUACUCUGUGGUUCUUAGAUUAUAAGAGGUCAGUAUGCACCUGUGCAGAUCUCUGUAGGACAGGUGUUUGUCCAUGCAGCCUUUGAGUGUUUGACCCUUGUUUAUGGCCAAUAGCAAGCCUCUGCUCUUGAACACAGUAAUUUCCACCUGCCUAUGAUGGUAGGCCUAAUUCUUGCCUGUUGGUGAAUCCAAGCCUCACUUGUGGUUUAUGUGUACGGUAUAUGUUGUUUUUAUGCCAUUAUCAUGUAACAUUGAUCUCUCUGUAACAUUUUCCUUCGUGCCCUCAGAACCCCCAACUUCUUUAACCUUUUGGUAUUGUAAUCAGGUGGGAUAAAUACAGCCUUUGUGCAAGACCCUGGCACCCUGCUCCCUCUCCCAGCGCGAUAUGUGCUGACCCUCGAGGAAAAGAGAAGCGUCUUUGUCCGGGUUGGGAGAGAGAAAAUACAUUAUUUACUGCCGUGUUGGACAGGGCCUCGGGGGAAUUCAGGUCUUAGACAUGGAGAGGGAGAGAGGCUGAGAAAAAAGAAGUUUUGUGUGUCUGUCCUCUGCAGCAAAAUAAGACUGAAUUUGCUCUGUGGCAGACAAUUCAGCAUCUGUUGGGCCCUGCCCAUAUUUUCCAGUAAAGCCUGUUUACACUGACUCUGAAACUGUUUGAAUUGCUGCUGAGCGGCUCUUGUUGCUGCCUCAGAAGGGGACUGUGGGUAUUUUGUGGUUUUUGAAUAUUUCUGUUCAGUCCUGCUUGUGACCAUGUGACAGGGAAGAAGCAACAAGCAUGAAAAAUUAUAGAAAAAUCAGUUUGAGCUAUUGGUUUUGGUAAUUUAAAGUAUAUUGAGUUAGAUUUUUUAUUCAAACUACCCGCGGGACAUAUUGGAUCCCUGGUUUAGCCUAUUUAGUGGAUAAUAAAUUAGUAUUUUUUCUGCAAUGGAUAAAGUAUUGAAAUGCUCAGUAAAAUCUACAUAGUCUAAAUGUUUGAGUUUACAAAAUAUUUUGCUUUGUUUUUGCAUUUCAAUGGUGUUAAAUAGCAUGUGAGUUGAGUAGAAUUGCACAUGUAGGCCUAGUCUGAGAAUAACACUGUAGUUUGGUGGUAGACGUUCUACUUUUAUAGACACAAUUAACUCUGUAUACAAUUCAAUAUGAUAUUGAACUGCACUACAUGAUGCUCCCUGUGUUGACAUUUUAUCUGACCCUCUGCUUACUUUCUGAACCCACAGUAACUUCUCCAGCGAGGCGUCCCGGGCCAACAUCUAUGGGCCUCACAGCCAAGCAGCAACAGCAGAGGCAGCAGUGGCCCCACCAGCCACAUCAUCGUCUUCCUCCUCCUCUCCCCCAUCCUCCUCAGCCUUCUGCCCCGUCCUCCCCUCUCGACACAUUGUGGAGUGGCAGCCGCGCAUGCUCAACUUCCGGGUGGAGUAUCGCCAGCGCGCUGUGGAAGUGGUCGUAGAGGAGGGCAGCACAGUCGGUGAGGAGACGCUCUCACCAUACACUACUCAUCAUACCAUGGUUCCUACACUAAUAUUCCACUAUGGGCCUACACAUCAUUAAUAUGUUGUGAAAUCUGUUGUGAAUGUGUUGUAAUGUUUUUUUUAAAAAUGGUAUAACUGCCUUAAUUUAGCUGGACCCCAGGAAGAGUCACUGCUGCCUUGGCUGCCAUUAUAAAUACAAAUACAUCACACCCUUACUGCUUGCUUAGAUAAAAUGUGGGUGUUACAGAUGUGGUGUUACUGAGAACCCAAAAUAUUGUCCGUUUCUGGUAAAAGGAGCGAUGUUAGUCAAUACAACACCAAGGUAUAGUGCUUUCGUUUUCAGACUUUCAACCAUUUCUCAGAAUCUAUUCACUUGUACCCAGGGUUGAAACAAUUUAUGUUGUGAAGAUGUGUAGUGUGUAUUAAGUAUGUUUUACUCAAAUGUAAAUUGCUUGUAAGGUGUACAAUUUCAUAAAUACACAAUGGAAACACAUUUUCUAAUCUAUUACUGCCAUCUUAUGGUGGGGAUAUGUUCAACUGCCAUUUCUUAAUACUACAACUUGUUUCCUCUUUUCUUUUCUUGUGUUUGUAGGGGAAAUCAAACAGAUUCUUGAGACAGAGCUUCAGGUCCCCAUAUCAAAAAUGCAGUUAAAGGGUUGGAAAAGUGGAGACGUAUCUGACAGUGUGAGUAUUGCGCUCAAAAUAAUUGUUUCGAUAAUGUAAUGCCUCUUGAAAUUAGCAUGUUUAAACUCUCUUUGCAAUCUUUUUUGCUUUAUCUUAAUUUUAUUUUUCACAUCGGAUGAGGUUUCACAAAUGUCACUCACACCCAUCUUGUGGGAAUGGAUAAAGUACAACUAUGUGUUAUUUAUUGGUCUGUCCCUGUGUCCUCAGACGGUUCUGCGUAGUUUACACUUGCCCAAGAACAACAGCCUGUAUGUGCUCACCCCAGAUAUCGCCCCCACUGCCAGCACCAGCCAAAACAGGUAACCAACUUACACUCUUCUUUUGUUUUCUGUUUUGAGUCACAUUAUCUCCGGCAAACAAUUCCCAGCAUGUAGCUGACACUGUUUACCCAAUACCCUCCAGUACCUCAAUAUGCAGCAGCAUUGAUUGUUACAGUGAGCAUUGACUGUUAAUUGUUGUGGUGCUGCCCACAUCAAAAGGACUGGUAAAUCAACAGGACUGCACCACUUUGCCACCAAAGCCAUUUUCAUAUGGGUUGAACACUAGGUGGCACUGUACACCUAGUAAUGGUAAAAAAUAGUUUCUGGAAUAAAUACCACCCCAUGAAUAUUGUACAAUAAAUUCCAAUUUGAUUUGAAUAUUUACAAAGAUAUUUGACCCUUGUGCACAGGAGGCUUCUGUCAUUUAUUUUGACAUUUGAAAUGAAAUCCAACUGCAAUAUUGUUUGUGUAAUGUAAAUAAUGGUUUUCAUUGCGGUAUUUGUAGCCAUUGCCAAGCUUUAUUUUGUUGCUGAAAAUGUUAUCUUCCUAUACAAAUAGUAGAGCAGCCUUUCACUCAUGUAAUAUUGAGAGAAAUUUGAGAUUCAAUGGGGGGAGGGAUCCAUUAAGCCACUCUAGAAGGUCAUUCUACCAAGCUUUAUGAAUCCAAGGAGGCUUUUGCAACCUUUCCUUCUAAAAUGUCAAACUACUCAUCAUUGAGCUAUAAUCCCAUCACGAAGGCUGGUUUUGUGUCUGAUCUGAUAUUUCAUCUGUAUCAGCCAGAUAAAGUUCAUAUUAAUAAGGAAAUCCCACCCACUGUAAUAAUGCUCUCUGGUGCAUCUGCUCACCAGCAUGGCAACAAACCAAACCAAUAAGGCUUGUCAGGAUUUGGUACAUUGAACACGUAUACAAUCUUUAUCUGAACAUACUUUAGCAACAUCAUUUCACUGAAGGUAGAGUGAGAACGGUGUGAAGGGCACUAAGGCAUUGUUCCUGUAAUUGUUGAUGAGCUGAAGUGCUGUUGGAGUGUGUCUGUGGUUGGUUGUAACUGGAGGGGAUGUGUCUGUGUAAUUAUCUGUGUUGAUUAGGGAGGCUGUCAGGCCCAGAGGGGUUGCUGAGGAGAUAGACACGUGGCACUGCCAUGCAUUAUGAAGAGUCACUCCGGUUCUACAACAGUCAUUGUGCACCGACGUGUGUCGGACAGGAGGACAACGGUCGAAAUACAGCUGGUCUCAUGUUUCUUCCCCCGUGUUCCUCUCAGAACCCAUUGAAUCAAGCACAGAGAGACGGGCAGAUACCGGCAUGGGUGAAAUAUUGCAAUGCCUUGUAUGGAUAGGGUUCUGUAAUAUCUCACAGAUAUGUAGGGGGUUGAUAUCGAGAAAGAAAGAAUGCUGCUGCUGCCGUUGGCUGUGCUGCUUUGACAACCAGUAAGUAGAGGUUUGACUGUGUAGCAGGCAGCUAAUGGCCUUUUUCUGGCUAUGUCUCUUAGUGGCACAAUUUCCAAUGUUCUUAGUGCUAUAGCUAUCAUGUUCAGUGUUAGGCACUCAUUAUCCUCCAUAAACUAUUUUGGUGGGGGUGUGUGGCGACCCUGUUGUCAUCUUUGCUGCUGGAAGAGGGUGACAGAUCACACCGCUCAGAGGAGCAGGCCUCCUACAGGGAGGCCAGGCAAGCUGUUAGCACAGCGGCAUUAAAAAUAACCGUCGCAGCGCAUUCACAGAGCUGCUAGUCUGCUGUUGUCAGAGAUCUGCCAUCCCCAACGCUCUGCCAAACCCUGUACUAAUACCUGCUGAAACAGGAGACUGACUGGGCUGUCAGGGCACUACUAGCAGGGCUAGCUUGGGUACCACUUUUUUUUAAUCACGGUGAACAACAGAGAUGUACAGUAGCCCUUUUUAGUUGUACUGAAGAGGGUGCAUUCAAGCCUGCUUAACUCAAGUAGUAAUGUAAAUGUGUUAAUGACAUACUAAGCAUAAUUGAUUUAGGCCUACGUGUUAUUUCCAACUUGUAUUUACUUUUCAUUGGCUUUUCAGCUUGCUGCCUACUACAAAGUCUAAUUUCAAUUAAACUAUUGCCUUAAGUUAUGGAAGGCAAUUAUAUUUGGUGGUAAUUUAUUUAUUCAGAAAUAAUCAUUGACUACUUGCUGGAAUAGACCAUCAGUAUUUAGUACUUCACUUGGAUGUUUGUGUGUGUAUUACUAUGCAAGGAGUACUUAUGUCCAUAUGUAAUAUACUGAUUGCUUAAGUUUAAAAUAACAUUUUACCUCUGAUUUAGUUCCUAUUCCUUUGUAAUAAUUGGGAGCAGUUUCUUAACAAGGGACAUAACUUAACAAAUAAAAGCCACAGUAGGUCAUUACUUCAAAGCACAUCUCUGCACACCUAAACCAAACAGACUAAUCAAAUAGUUAUCCAUAUCACCAGGCCCACUCAUUUCAAUCCUCUGUUUGAUUUUAAAUAAAUUGGGAGGCUUUGGAGAUUUCAGACAAACGCUCCCUCCUCAAAGGUAGUUACAGAGAUCCUCUCCUGAGCCAAACAAACGUUUCCCGGUGUCUGUGUUGACUGACGGUGAAUACAGGAGGGUAUCUAGAUGGAGCUAAUCUCUUGCAUAAAUAAUGUAAGGUGUUGAAUAUUUUAAUGCGACUCAUCUAUUUCUGUUGCUUCCAGGAAGUGUGUUUAUUGAAGGUUAUUUUAAUUUGAACUCUGAAUGUGAAAUACAAAUGAAUCAUUAGACAUUUGGUAUUCAUUUGCAGCGUCCCUCCCUCCCCUGUCUGUUAUCCCCUCAGAGAUACUGAUGCCUCAGAUGCUGGUUGGUCUUGAGACAAAAUAGCAGACCAAGACAUAUCAGAUCAUGGGAGAUUGCGUAUUUGCCUAUUUUGUUGCUGAUACAAAAUGUGGAGGUAGGAUGGUUAUGCAUGUCUGGCUGUAGUUUGACCUCUUUAGAUCAUACAUCACAAAUGAGAUGGUUAAUGUGUGUAUUUUGUUCUAACGUAAAGGGAAAAGUGUGCGUCUCUCUCUGGCAGGGCUAUUUUAAUGAGGUCUGUGUGUCUGCUCUGUGCCUGGGGACCCUCAGUCAGGCAGGGAGGCUUAUCUCAGAAUGAAACCAAUCUGUUGAGACUGCUCCUCCCCUGCAAAAUGGUUUAUUUUCUGUCUAUAAAGUUAAGUGACAUUUUAAUCGGAGCACCUCAUGCCGUGUCAAGUACUCCUGAGAGGACAUGGCCCGGCCCGGUGCCUCCAUGUAUAGAGGUCACUGACUACUGGAGCAAACACUCAGACGCAGGACAGCCUGAUGGGAGUCAAGUGUAGAGAGAACAUCAGGAGCGGAGCUGAAAGCACUUUGUUGAGUCAGUAGUAGGACCCUGGAAGCAAAGAUAUUAAUUCUCCUCUGUAGAUUUGCAUAGGUCUUUUAUCUCAAUACGACCAACUUGCAGGAAGCCAAAUCGCUAACUUACAGAGGAGACAAAUGCCUCACAGUAUGGGCCACAUAGUCCGCUCACGUUCAAAGUGUUUACUGUGUAAAGCCAUGAGUCUCCAUAUUAUUAUUGCUGUCUUCACAAUGGCUUAUGGUAAAGCUACAACACAGCUACCCACUUUUCCCUUUUGCGGUUUAGUCUGCCAGAAUCAGUCGGGACUGUGUCCAAACAAAUCAUGGCGAUGCGAUAUUAGCUAGGUCCCCUAUGAGUCCCCAUUCCUCCCUCUCUCCUGCCUGCCUCUCCCUGCUCAACACAUUACAUAUGCAUCCAGUCUUUCCACACCACACAUUUUCAAUCUUCCCGGUUAGCUACAACAAACAUUACAUUUACAUAUUGAUUUCGUAGUUUUAGUCAAUGUAAAUAUGCUGUCAUUACAGUAAAUUUGAGCUUCUGUUAACAUAAGCUCGUCCAGAUCUGUGCAGAUUAAGGCAGUGAUUGCAUAAUUAAUGUGUGUACUACAUAUUAAUUCCGACUCUCCUCUUCCUCCUCGCUUCAAGUUGAGCUCUGAUUAACUGCCUGGCUUGGACUAAGCUUCCGAUUCAUAUUCACGAACACAGACUGAACGUUUGCGCAAACCGCUACUUAACCUCAACGUUUAUUAUAAGUGAAGCUUCCAAAACUUUAAUCUCUCUGUGAAGCACACAGUGUCUCCCUGUAUGGCACAUAUCCUCAGUCAUUGCUCAUAGCUGCAAGCUAGGACCCAGAAAUCUCUACUUGUUUUCCCUUAAAAACCACUCUGGCCCAAUGUAUAGUAGCAACUCCGAGGAAAAAUCUGUCUGACAAAUCAAUACAUCUUCCAGACCAGCCAUGUUGAGGGGGCUGUGAACACAUUGUGUGUGUGUGUGAUGUCACUGCUGUGGCCCCGUGUCCUGGCCACCCCAUGCUGGGUCAGGGAGCAGGCUAGCAGGCUGCUUGGGGCUGCUGAGCAGCAGAGGGACUCAGCACCAGGCCUGUCUGAACAGAGACGGAGGAGUGGGCACGAGCCCCAGUGGAGACGCAGGGAGCCACCUCACUGCAGGGAUAAGUGUCUGACUUGUCUCAGCUUGUUCUCCGCUUGACUCUGAAGUUGUAUUGUUUUUUUAUUCCUCUUUCUCCAGCGUUCUUCAGGAGUCGUUAAAUCAGAACUUCCUGCUCGUCAUCAGCCACCGUGAAGCCCAGAGAGACUACAACCUCAACUUCCCUGGUAGCAGAACCAUACAAGAG